AGCCAUAAUCGAACACUAAAUAGACUUGUGUAGCCCCGGCAGGUCGAGGGUCUGCGGGGUGACCACAACAAACAGACUCGCCGCCCGGCCCGCUGCUUCCCUGCUGCCCCUCCGUCUGCCGCGCUGAGAGAACACCAUGAGCUCCAUAGGCACAGGGUAUGACUUGUCGGCAUCACAGUUCUCCCCUGAUGGACGUGUGUUCCAGGUAGAAUAUGCCCAGAAGGCCGUCGAGAAUAGUGGGACAGCCAUUGGCCUAAGAUGUAAAGAUGGUGUUGUAUUUGCAGUUGAAAAAAUCAUCACAUCAAAGUUGUAUGAACGAGGCGCAAACAAGCGAAUUUUCACCAUUGACACACAUGCUGGUUUGGCAAGUGCAGGGCUGCUAGCAGAUGCCAGAGCUGUUGUGGACGUGGGCAGAGCAGAGGCAGCUAAUUAUCGAGCUGAAUAUGGAAGACCUAUUCCCUGCAAGUUCCUGGCAGAGCGUGUCAGUUCCUAUCACCACGCCUACACCCUGUACUCCGCUGUGAGGCCCUUCGGCUGCUCCAUCAUGAUUGGGGUCUAUGAUGAAGAUGGACCACAGAUGUACCUCAUUGACCCCUCAGGAAUGUGUCAUGGUUACUGGGGCUGUGCAAUUGGCAAAGCUAAGCAGAAUGCAAAGACAGAGAUUGAGAAGUUGAAGUUGAAGGAUUUGACCUGCAAGGAACUUGUUAAAGAGGCGGCCAAAAUCAUUUACCUGGUUCAUGAUGAAGUAAAGGACAAGUUGUUUGAGAUGGAGCUGUCGUGGGUGUGUGAAGAGUCUGGAGGACGCCACCAGUUUGUCCCUGACGCCAUCUACAAGGAGGCGGAGCGGUAUGCCAAGGCUGCCCUGGAGGAAGACUCCUCAGAUGAAGAUGAAGAAAUGUAAAGGGGUGUGUUGGUAUACUGAUUAGUGUUUUAUCAUAAGUUGUAUUGUUAGAACUGAUUAUGACAGCAUUAUGUUUGUGGGAACUGCUGUACAUAUUGUAAAAAAAAUCUAUACACUUUUUUUAAGUGUAAUCCUGGAAACAUUCUCCUCUAAUAAAGAAAUUAUAGGAACAUUCAUAUAAAACAAUAUGUCAUUGUCUUAAAAAUGUGAACCAGUGAGUAUUUAAUAAGAGUAACUAGUGUGAAGAAAAUUUUGCAUGCAUUGCAUAAAAUAAACAAACCCCACCUUCUAAAUAGCUAACAGACACACUCAUUCAAAAUACAAAUUUUUCUAUGAUUUAAUACACUAAAAAACACUGUGAGAAAAUAAAGCUUCUUAUGAA
This is a messenger RNA of Eriocheir sinensis (Chinese mitten crab), 1283 nucleotides long. RefSeq names its product proteasome subunit alpha type-3-like (gene Prosalpha7). Bases 137 to 901 code for a protein of 254 amino acids. The record is from RefSeq and is a predicted model, not a curated record. Gene Ontology annotation, biological process: ubiquitin-dependent protein catabolic process. Gene Ontology annotation, cellular component: proteasome core complex; synapse; nucleus. The transcript is spliced from 7 exons. NCBI's taxonomy places the organism in Eukaryota, Metazoa, Arthropoda, Malacostraca, Decapoda, Varunidae.